This is a messenger RNA of Sungouiella intermedia, 1356 nucleotides long. NCBI's taxonomy places the organism in Eukaryota, Fungi, Ascomycota, Pichiomycetes, Serinales, Metschnikowiaceae. The record is from the annotation of a GenBank genome assembly.
AUGGCGCCAUCACCUCGGAGACUAAUGGCUGCAUUGUUGGCACCUUUGGUGUUUCUUUACCACCUCUUGUCUCGGAUCUUUUGGUCGGGACUUAACGACAGAAAUGUUUUAACAUUACCGCUCAACUUCGCAAUCAACUUCUCACCUGUAUUUGUGUGGUUAUUGAUCUUUAAGAAUGCCGGUCUCAUUCCCAAAAACAUCCGGCCCCCCAUCCAUGUUGCCUUGGCUCACCAUUUGGACACCUUUAUGUUCAGCGUCACCAAGUCGCCGUUGGGGUGUUUACUCACCUUGGCCUUGACCACUGCAUUUGCUUGGUGGAUCAACUUGAGAUGGUACCAGCCACAGCAAAAACCUUCGUUCACUCCAUUGUCGUCAUGCUCCGCCGACAGCGACUUUGAAAUGUCAUCCUUGGACGGAUCCAUUGAAGACUCGCCCAAGGACUUUUACCAGGAGAAUAUUACUGCUCCCGCAGACUUCCAAGACCACCCACGCAUCGGCUCCUUGGAGUUCAUCCCUGCCAUGUCGCAGUUUGAAGUCUCCGAGAACACUGCCACAAUAAACAAAAAGAUCUUGCAAAGCAUAUCGUCACCCAGUGGCUACAGACCCUACAAUUGCUGGGUUUGGGUACCACCUGCAUUAUUAGCAUCCUCGUGGUGGCUCCUAAACUUCGACCACUGGAUGUCCCAGCCCAUCACCGUGCCCAAAGAUAUGGUGUCGUGGUUUUCCUAUGUGAUUGGCCAUUUCUGUGUGCCUCUCUUCACUGCCAUUUGGCUCUACGUGUUCCACGCCCCAGGAGCCCUUCGCCUCUUUUCCUUUGCAUUGGGUGCUCAGAACAUUGCCGGUGUCAUCACCCACUUGUUAUUCCCCAACGCUCCACCAUGGUUCAUCACCUUGAAUGGAGACAAUGGUGUUGCUUCUUACGACACUGAAGGCUAUGCUGCGGGGCUCAUCCGUGCACCUUUCGGAACUGGAACCCACUUGGUCACUCAGGGUUUCCACAAAUCGCCCAUUGUGUUUGGAGCCUUACCCUCCUUACACUCGGCCAUGGCCGUCAUGUGCUUCUUCUUUGUGGCUUACUACUCACGUUGGACCAUAGCCAAAUUGGGUUUGUUCUUCUUUGUCGUGCUUCAAUGGUGGGCCACCAUCUACUUGGACCACCACUGGCGACUUGACUUAAUUGCGGGAAUGCUUUACGCUCUCGCGCUGUUCACGGUGUUCUUUAAAUGGAGAAUGCACCGCGUGGAUGAGGAUUUCAUCAAUGCCCGUUUACGCUACGAUUUCGUCAACGGUUCCACCAUGGGAAUGAGAGUUUUCCGUAACACGAAGUUGCAGAACUUUUUUGACCCAUUAUCGUAA